This is a messenger RNA of Tyto alba (common barn owl), 2535 nucleotides long. It is a transcript of the gene HPSE2, whose product is annotated as heparanase 2 (inactive). The transcript has 12 exons. Gene Ontology annotation, molecular function: hydrolase activity, acting on glycosyl bonds. The record is from RefSeq and is a predicted model, not a curated record. Lineage: Eukaryota; Metazoa; Chordata; Aves; Strigiformes; Tytonidae. Gene Ontology annotation, cellular component: membrane; extracellular matrix. Bases 29 to 1777 code for a protein of 582 amino acids.
GUUAAUUAAGGGUUUCCUGCUCUCCGGCAUGCCCUGUCCCAGCUCCUGCCCCCCCGGGCUCUUAGCCCUGAUGGCACCUGGGCUGGCUCUCAUGGCCACCUUCUUGCUGCCCUCCCAGGCCGGGGACAGGAGGGCGCUGCCGGUGGAGAAAGCUCCAGGUGUGAAGGGAAGAACUCUCAUUCUCCUUGAUGUCAACACCAAGAGCCCUGUCAGGAUAAUCAGUGAGAAUUUCCUCUCCCUGCAGCUGGACCCCUCCAUCAUUCAUGAUGGCUGGCUCGAUUUCUUAAGCUCCCGGCGGCUGGUGACCCUGGCGCGGGGCCUGGCCCCCGCCUUCCUGCGCUUCGCGGGCAAGAGGACGGACUUUCUGCAGUUCCACAACGUGAAGAACCCGGCCAAGAGCCGCGGCGGGCCCGGCCCCGACUACUACCUCAAGAACUACGAGGACGACAUUGUUCGCAGCGACAUUGCCCUGGAUAAGCAGAAAGGCUGUAAGAUCGCCCAGCAUCCUGACAUAAUGUUGGAGCUACAGAGGGAAAAGGCAGCUCAGAUGCACUUGGUUUUGUUAAAGGAGCAGUUUUCAAACACAUACAGCAACCUCACAUUAACAGCCAGGUCUCUAGACAAACUCUAUAACUUUGCCGACUGCUCUGGCCUUCACCUGAUCUUUGCACUGAAUGCUUUGCGCCGAAAUCCCAACAACUCCUGGAACAGCUCCAAUGCUCUCAGCCUGCUGAAGUACAGUGCCAGCAAGAAGUACAACAUCUCCUGGGAGCUGGGCAAUGAGCCCAAUAACUAUCGGACCCUGAUUGGCCGCUCGGUGAACGGCAGCCAGCUGGGGAAGGACUACAUCCAGCUGAGAAGCCUGCUGCAGCUUAUCCGCACUUAUUCCAGAGCAAACCUCUAUGGGCCGAACAUUGGGAGGCCCAGAAAGAACGUCAUCAGUCUCCUAGAAGGGUUCAUGAAAGUGGCUGGCAGCACGGUGGAUGCUGUUACCUGGCAACAUUACUACAUUGAUGGCCGUGUGGCCAAAGUGACAGACUUCCUGAAAACGCGUCUGUUAGACACACUCUCUGACCAGAUCAGGAAAAUCCAGAAAGUAGUGAACACAUACACACCAGGGAAGAAGAUCUGGCUGGAAGGUGUUGGUGCAACCUCAGCCGGAGGCAUGAACAACCUCUCUGAUUCCUAUGCAGCUGGGUUCCUGUGGCUGAACACGCUGGGCUUGCUGGCCAGCCGGGGCAUCGACGUGGUGGUGCGGCACUCCUUCCUCGACCACGGCCACAACCACCUGGUGGACCAGAACUUCAACCCCCUGCCGGACUACUGGCUGUCCCUGCUCUACAAGCGUCUCAUCGGUCCCAAGGUCCUGGCAAUCCACGUGGCCGGGCUCCAGAGGAAACCCCGGCCCGGCAGGGUCAUUCGCGACAAGCUCCGCAUUUAUGCCCACUGCACCAGCUAUCACAACCACAACUACGUCCGGGGGUCCAUCACCCUUUACAUCAUCAACCUACAUCGCUCCCGGAAGAAAAUCAAGCUGGCGGGGACGCUGCGGGAUAAGAUCGUCCACCAGUACCUGCUGCAGCCCUACGGCAAGGAUGGGCUCCACUCCAAGUCGGUCCAGCUCAAUGGGCAGCCGCUGGCCAUGGUGGAUGACGGGACCCUCCCUGAGCUAAAGCCUCGUCCGCUGCGGGCUGGCCGCACCCUGGUCAUCCCCCCACUGACCAUGAGCUUCUACGUGGUGAAGAACGUGAACGCGCUGGCCUGCCGGUACCGAUAGCCCACGGCCCAGAACGGACCUGCCGGCCCCGCUCCUGCCCCCGCGCACUCCCCAGGACACGCUGCCUCGGCAGCCCCCCACAGCAUCACAGCAGGGCCACGUUGGGUGGGUGCUGUGCCGUGCCCUCGUCCUCGCACCCUGGAUGUCUUCCAGCUUGGCACCCUCUUUCCCGUCCUGUGGCUGCAGAGCUCUGCUUGGCCCUGGCCGCGAUCCCACCGGAGCGGUGCAACGGCGAAUUUGCAGGGCCUGCCGCCACCCGUCCCGCAAGCUGCGAGAAGCACCCGGGGGCUGGUGCCCACCGGCUGCUGGGGAGGGCUGGGGUAUAGCCCGGGGUGGGCGCCCUCCCCGGCCCCCCCAAUCCCGCUGGCCCUCAGGGUGACCCCUCUAGCAGCCGGGUCCCCCCUUUGCGCCUUCCCGGGCGGUGGGCAGCGCUGCCGGUGCAGCAAGCGCAUGGAAGCAGCUCCCUCUGCUGCCGCCAGCCCGGCCGGGACCGGCGGGGGAUGCUGCGGGCAGGGCGGGCCGGGAGAAGGGGCGCCGGGGUCCGCCCCGGGCGGGGCUCGCGGGUCCGCGGAUGGAAAUGUCGGUAAUUAAAUUAUACGGUCCGGAGCGGAGGGGCGGGCGGCCGGGCCAGCGGGCAGCCCCGGCCCCGCCACGGGCGGCCGCCGUGGCCGUGAGUGUGUCCUGCCCGGGAGAGGGGGCAGGAGCAGCCGGGACGCGCCGGGGCGCCGCCGGAGGUGUAAUAAAGUUGGGCUGUCAAC